AUGCCUUCAGCAGAUCCCAUGGGACCUGCCCAGCCGGUCGCAGCGAAGCCGUCAACCCUCGCAGCCCCAGCUACACCUGACCGCAACAAGCGAAGAACAUGGUUCGGCCUAGUCACCCCGACUCGCAAGGACCAGCGACGCACGGCAACGCUAUCACAUCAACCACAGCCAGCAGCUGCCCCGACGCCGACGACGCCAAGCAACUCGAAUGGCUUAGAGGAACUCGACGCCACCCCCGAUGCCAAGGCCAUCAACAAGACGCCCGUCCAAAAUCAGAGACAAUGGAAUGACGAAGAUCAGCUGGGGUCCGAACGAGACUGGGACAGCGACCAGGACGGAACUGUCCGUUAUAAAGGAUCCCGCAUCAAGGCCAACAGUGAAGAUGAGCCGAUUCGAAUGAAGGACAUGGCCACACUCGCAACCUUGACCCGUAACAAUACGGUGAAGCCCAAACCGUCAUUCUCACGGCGCAUCUUCUCAAGAGGCGCGACGGAUCGAGACACUCUUCCUGCCGACUUUCUCUCACCGAGCAAAGGACAAAUGCCUACUAGCGUCAUCUCUCCGUCAAAAGUCCCACAGCGCUCCUCGUCUGUUACUUCGUCGAGUAUCCCUGUUGAGACAAACCCCAACCCUCCACCUCCACCCACCAAGCUUGACCUCGAGCGAUCCCCGAUGCCCAAGCCCCUGCCCGAUGUUCCACCAUUCUCGAAUGGUUUCAACCGCGGUCCAACUCUCAACACCGACAUUGCGGGCCCGGCCGACAUUGUCAUCACGCCCAGCAGUCCACUUGAGGAGGAUCCAUUCGAGCACAUCUUCGGCUUGGGACCGUCUGCUCCGAACCGCUCCAUGUCCGCGCCCGUAUCGCCAACGCCGACAAUGCACACCGCUCUGACCAGCCAUGGUAUUCUGGGAGGAAGCUCCAGCGCUGGAACGAGCCCCGGUAUCCCAUCACCAUUGUCCAGAACGCCCGACAUAGAGCAGUCUGCGUUGGGCUUAGGGUUACCUCGUAGCCAUUCGCCGCACUCGAGGGGCUCGUCACCCGGACCCAGGGUCGCCGUGUCUUCGCCGUUACCGCAGAACCCUUCGCCCAAGGUCGCGUUCGACGAGGAGCAGGAUCAUCCGACGUCCAAACCUGGUAGCAGCAAGACUAGACCGCGCAGUUUGUCACUCAUGUUUAGCAAGUCGGGCGGGGAGGUGACAGACGAUGAGGAUUCCGGUACCAGCAAGUUCAGCUGGCUCGGAGUCGGCAAGGUUAUCCGCCGCCGGCGGUCCGACAUGAAGUUGAUGCGGAAACGAAGCGGCAUUCUCACGGACAACGAGAUGAGCAACGACAGCAGCCCGAUGGAUACUACUCCGAAUGGAGGUGAACGCACCCCGGAACACAGGUCCGAGGACACGAAUCGGUCUCGAUCACCGGCCCCCGAGGUUGUGCUGUCUGAUCCUUUCCGACGUAUCGCUCCCUCUCGGUCUCCCGAACCCCCACAGAACGCCGUGCGACAGGAGAAUGGCUCGCAAGAGGUUGGCCCCACGGAUCCAGUACCUGAACACGUACCCGUGAAACCCGAGCCGGUCAUGAUCCCUGUUCGCAACGGUCCCCGACCGCAGUUCUCGAUGAUCCGACCAGCGUCCUCUGAUUCAUUCGCAUCGACGUCCGAGCAGGAGUUCUAUCCAGCCCAGGAGUGGAGUGACAGCUCCAUCGCAGAGAGCCCGAUGAACGAGAUCGACUUGACAGCUGCCCAGGCAGGCGCUGACUGGCUCAUGACGAAGCCAUCCAGCGCUGCUUCUCCCUUGGGUUCACUACCAGAAGGCAGCAUGGCUCCACCCAUCACGACAACAGUUGCGGAUGCUUCGCCCGUGCCCGAUGUGGUGACACCAUCGACGUCCAUGCCACCUCGACAUGGCCGCGGCCGAUCAUUAUCGGACGCUGCGCGUACCAGCAUUCCGGAGGACCCUGGACUGCUGUCGCCUGACGGUGCACCGGUUCGUCCUCCGUUAUCCAGUCGAUCAAGCUCUAGCAACUCUGCUGUGCUGGGCAAAAUGCGUGGCGUGUUCACUAAGAGCAGCCGUCCGCGGAGCAACAGCUUACUGCGGUACACGGGUUCUGGUACCAGUGCUGAUGAGCGGGAAGACGGUCGCCAAACCCCUCACUCGCGACCUGGAUCCGCGUCAUCGUCGUUCGCCCCUUCGCCUGCUCUCCCGCCUGUUAGGAUUCGGCCAGAGGACGUUCCGCAGGUAUCUACACUUGCACUGCAGUCGGGCGAUGACGGCCGAAGGAUCAUUCUGACGGAAACGCCACCAAGAUCACCCCGAUCGUCCUACGCCGCGUCGGUGACGUCGUAUCAGACGCAGUCGACUGUGCAGACUGCGCAAUCCAACCGCCGGUCCGCUACUGACAACUUGAUGCCGGUGACGAACGGACGAAACCGACGAGCAAGAGCUUCCACUAUAGCGUCUGGUGCCAUAUCGUGGCAUGGAUCGACGUUUGGAGGCUCCACACCAGCCCUCGUGGCACCCCCACCUACGUCGUUCUCGCCGACAUCGCCCGGCGGCUUGCAGCGGACAGGCUCUCUGCGGCGGCUUUCGCAAGGUCUCUUCCGUGGAUCGGGACCUUCUUCGCCUAAGCCACAAGGGGCGUUCCCACUGCCACCCCGUCCAGUGACUCCCACGAUUGCCCUGAACGACGAGAUCCCGCAGUCGAUGGGCACACCCGGACGCAGCAGCAGCGGCGACGUUUCACUGCAGGGGCGAUCCUCCACUCCCCAGCUUACGGAGAAAGAGAGGAAGGAGCGAGACGCCGAGCUUCACCCGCGACCGGGAGAGAGUGCAGAGGACUGGCUGGAGCGAUUGGAGAGUGUCAGCCGCAAGGAGGUCGCCGGUUUGCUCGCCGAAAGCGCUGACCCGUUCCACGCCGGUGCUCUCGCCGAGUACAUGCGCCGAUUCGACUUUACGCACAUCCCGCUGGACGUCGCGUUGCGCCGUCUUUUAAUGGUCAUGUCUCUGCCGAAGGAGACGCAGCAGAUCGACCGUGUCGUCGAGGCGUUCUCGAAGCGCUACGACGAGUGCGAGGCGAAUCUGUUCGGUUCCACGGACAAUGCGUAUGUGCUGGCGUUCUCAAUGAUGAUGCUGCAUACGGACGCCUUCAACCGUCACAACAAGAACAAGAUGACCAAGGCGGAUUACGUGAAGAACACACGGCUGGACGGUGUCUCGCCGACGGUGCUCGAGGCGUUCUUCGACAACAUCACGUUCACCCCGUUCGUCUUUAUCGACGACGACGAGGAGGCUGCUCUUGCUGCGGCGGGCAUGGCGCCGUCUUCUUCAUCGCGUCCCAACCACUCUGGCAAGAUCGACGUGUACGACCUCAUUGUGGGCGGCCAGCUAGGUUCGCUCCGUGUUGACGUCGAACGGUACAUUCCUCCCGACAGUCCUUUCUCGUGCAUGGGCACACGGCAGUUCCUAGAUGUCGACCGCCUGCAAAAGGCUUUCGCGAAUGCUCACCCGCUGCAGUUUGUAAAGUCGCGACCGCGACGGAAGUCGUUAACGCUCACUGGAGUCGUGGAACGCCCCACGACGCCUGUCCCUAAGGAGGAGAUUGCGACGAUCAAGAUCACCAAGGUCGGCCUCCUUGGACGGCGAGAGGACCACCUACACGGCAACUCGCGACGUGCGAUCCGCCGAGGAUGGAAGAACUGGAGUGUCGUGCUUACGGGCGCGCAGCUGCUGUUCUUCAAGGACACGAUCUGGGCGCUGACGCUGGUCGAGAAGAUCCGGAGCGCGAACGGCGAAUCGCAGGCGGCACAGACCACGGCGUUCCAGCCUGACGAAGUUAUGAGCGUCAAGGACUGCGUCGCGAUCUACGACCGCUCAUACGCGGCCACGCCGUACACGUUCCGCCUGCUCAUGCCCGGUGGCAACUCGUACCUGCUACAGGCGUCGGACGAGCACCAGAUGAACGAGUGGUUGACUCUGAUCAACUACGCAAGCACGUUCAAGACGGCCGGUAUCCGCAUGCGUCCCCUCGGCAUGGAUGGCGACAAGGCGGUGCUCGCGGGCAACGCUGCCGCCGAGUCGCACCGCCGCGACCUCGCAGCCGGAGUGGGAAGUGUUGUCGAUUUGCUUCGGAGCGCAGAGAGCAGCAACUACACACGUGCCGUUGUGUUCGCGGAAUCGGAGACGCCGGAGCCGCUUGCGCCCAAGCCGCGAGCGUUACGCCGUGUCGGCUCCGUCCGCGCCACACCUACCGUCGACAUUCGUGGCGCCAACGACAUGGUCGUCGGCGGGAGCGAGCAGUUUGACGCCGUCAUGGGCUCGGUCCGCGAGGAGCUGCUGCGAGUAACGUCUCCCGUGCCGCCGAGCAGUGACGGCCCGACGCGCGCCGACCGACGCCGCGCGCUCAUCGAGAGCAAGAUUGGGGAGCUCAAGCUGCUGGCCGAGCCAGUGCAGGCAGCGCUGCAAGCCGACCUGCGCUUGGCGCGCAACCUGGCGCUUCUGACGCCCUUCCAGCGCGCAACGAAGGAGCGCAUCGAGGCCGCUCUCCCGGAACUCAGCGACCGCAUCCGCGCCGAUCGCAUGGAGCUCUCCAAGCUGCACCUCUGGAUUACCAUGCUGUUGAAGGACCAAGAACGGGAAGCGCGCGAAUGGUCGUGGGCGAAGAGCGUCGCGCUGCAGGCGGCCGAGAAGCACCUCGUCAAGACGAAGAGUGGGCGCCGUAACACGGUGGACAUUCUGGGCGUCCCGGAGCUGAGUUUGCCCGACGCCGACGACGAGGAGCACGAGCUGGAACUCAGGGUGGCUUCGCCGAUUCCCUUCCCGGAGCGCGAGGACGUGGCCAUCGGUGCGCUGGCGGCCGGCGCUGCGGGCGCGGGCGCCGUCGGUGUCGGCGUCGCUGGGACCAGCGGGGCGGGCCUGACAACAGGCCUGGCAGCGCAGGGCCACGGCCUCGGCCUCCCGCACCCUGCACCACAAUAUCCCUCCUACAGCGUGCCGCUGAAGGACGCGGAGCCCGCGAGUCCCCGCAGCCCCCGGUCGCCAGGCAGCGAGCGCAUGUCGCAGAUCUCGCAGGGCUCAGCAGGAGGCAGUGGGAGCGAGUACAUGUCCGCGCGGUCGAGUAUGCUCUCCUUCGAGGCCGAGCUGGACAAGACGUUUGGCCCGCGGUCCCCCAGCCUCUCGCUCUCGCCGAGCAAGUUCAAGAACAAGGCGCAGGCGCAGGCCCACACGCAGGCCAUGCUGACCGGCGCGCCGAUCCCGACAUCGCCGCCGGCAGUGCCCCAAAGUCUGGCGAAUCUGCAGCUGGGCUAUACGUCGCACCACCAUCUCUCCGAGCCGACGAGGCACUCGGCGCAGUGGCUACCCGACGAGCCCGCCGACUCGGCUCUGCCGCACACACCCUCCAACCCCUCUAAUCUCUCCAACCCCAGCUCGCAAGCGCACACCCCGUCCCAGCAACGACAGGAAUUCCCAGGCGAUCGGGACAGUGAGCUCCUGAAACCAGAAGAUCCGCGGGAACAAGCCGAACACUGGCGCCAUACCCGGGCCGCAUCGAAAGUGUCCCUGGCGAAAUUGCCCCGCAGCUCGAUUGGGGAACUGACGGAAAGGAUUCGACGGGAUAUCAGCUAG
Molecule: messenger RNA, 5616 nt
Organism: Trichosporon asahii var. asahii CBS 2479
Lineage: Eukaryota; Fungi; Basidiomycota; Tremellomycetes; Trichosporonales; Trichosporonaceae
Product: ARF guanyl-nucleotide exchange factor
Exons: 2
Coding region: 1-5616 (1871 amino acids)
Biological process (GO): regulation of ARF protein signal transduction
Molecular function (GO): guanyl-nucleotide exchange factor activity
Source: RefSeq, a predicted model, not a curated record